UCUCUCUCUCUCUCUCUCUCUCUCUCUUCCCUUUGACUCUUAUCAUGGCCAAAAGUAAUGAGAAUAUAAGAUAUGAAGAGGAGUACAUCACCAACUCUCGUGGCAUGAAGUUGUUCACAUGUAGAUGGUUGCCCCAAAAUACACCUCCCAAAGCUCUGAUCUUUUUAUGUCAUGGAUAUGCAGUGGAGUGCAGCAUAACUAUGAGAGAGACCGGAAUUCGAUUGGCGAAAGCGGGUUACGCCGUUUACGGGAUGGAUUACGAGGGCCACGGAAAAUCUUCUGGGUUACAGGGCUACAUACCAAACUUUGAUGACCUUGUUGGAGAUUGCUCAACCUAUUUCAUGAGUGUUUGUGAGAAGCAUGAGAACAAGAAGAAGCUGAGGUUUCUUCUUGGGGAAUCAAUGGGGGGAGCAGUGGCUCUUCUUCUACAUAGGAAGGAGCCAACCUAUUGGAGUGGAGCUAUUCUAGUCGCCCCCAUGUGCAAGAUUGCUGAUGAGAUGAAACCUAAUCCUAUAAUGAUCAACAUUCUGAGGAAGCUCUCUAACAUAGUGCCAAAGUGGAAGAUAGUUCCCACUCAAGAUGUAAUUGACAAGGCCUACAAAAGUGAAGAGAAAAGAAAGGAGAUUCGAUCGAAUCCAUAUUGUUACAAGGGAAAGCCCCGAUUGAAAACGGGACAUGAACUUCUUAUGGUUAGCUUGGACAUUGAAAAGAACCUUAACCAGGUCUCAUUGCCGUUCUUGAUCGUGCACGGCGGCGACGACACGGUGACCGACCCAUCGGUGAGCAAGCUACUCCACGAGUCGGCCUCGAGCCGUGACAAGGCCUUCAAGCUCUACCCCGGGAUGUGGCACGCGCUCACGUCGGGCGAACCCCCGGAGAACACCGAGCUCGUCUUCUCCGACAUCACCGCCUGGCUUGACGAGAGGGCGGCGGCGGCGGCGGUCGGAGAUUUGCGGUCGGAGAUGGAGCAGAAGGCGAAGCACGACGCGAUACAUGAUAAGGAGAUUGCUAACUAAUGAUUCUUAAGAAUUUUAUGGUCAGUUGAAUUUAUUUAUUUAUUUUUUGUUUUAAUAAGAUUUUGAAUGAUUUUUUUUAAAGUACAUUGGAAUUAUUGGAUUGGUUUGUACCCAAAAAAAAAAAAAAAGUGCCAUGCUCAAACGAAACUAAAUAUAUGGUACACUUUGUACUACAUUGUGAAUGACGUGUUGCUACAAAUAUUGGAAUCGGUCCUAAUUCCACCCAACUAUGUACCAACUUUGAACCUGUUGCCAUGUGAUUUUGAUUAGUCCCAAACUAACAUCACAUAGACAUUUUUCCCUGAACCGUCUCUAC
Ananas comosus (pineapple) is the source of this 1332-nucleotide messenger RNA. Its product is annotated as caffeoylshikimate esterase-like. The record is from RefSeq and is a predicted model, not a curated record. Gene Ontology annotation, molecular function: lipase activity. The transcript is spliced from 9 exons. Gene Ontology annotation, cellular component: membrane. Bases 45 to 1016 code for a protein of 323 amino acids. Lineage: Eukaryota; Viridiplantae; Streptophyta; Magnoliopsida; Poales; Bromeliaceae.